Trichoderma aggressivum f. europaeum is the source of this 2274-nucleotide messenger RNA. RefSeq lists its product as uncharacterized. The coding region runs from base 1 to 2274 and encodes 757 amino acids. Lineage: Eukaryota; Fungi; Ascomycota; Sordariomycetes; Hypocreales; Hypocreaceae. The transcript has a single exon. The record is from RefSeq and is a predicted model, not a curated record.
AUGUUGGUGCAGAGCAAUCCCAUGCUGGAGCCGCCUGUCGAGCUAGAGAUCCCAACUGUAAUCGAACGUGUCGAGCCCGUCAAGCGCCAAACUCCCAAGAGAAUCACUCCCAAGAAAAUGGAUGCCUUCGAGACGCCAGCCACGCCCGCGACCCAUGCUUUAAAACCCCCUAGCACAGAGAUGCACCCAAGCAAAUUCCACCCAACUACCGCCGAACCAUCGUCCGCCCUUAGAUUGGGCUUCGCAGAUAUUGAAGACACACGACGGCGCGAUAGCUCUCAUGGAGCGGGUCUUCAAUCUACCCCGUCCAAAGUUGGCGGUGUGCCAUCUUCUGCCUUCACUCUUCGUGUGCCUGCUGGCACCACCACCAGCCAACUGGGCUUAGGGGCUGAAGCCCUACGUGUUUUGGAGGGCCUCAAGGAAAAGGCUGCCGAAUACAAAGCCGAUCUCAUCGCCAACAGAGAAAACGACUCAUCCUCCGCGUCCACCGAUGCCAACGGCCGCACAAUUGCUAAACCAAAGGGAAGGUCGGGAAGGUUUAGUGCAGCUCAUAUGGCUGAAUUCAAAAAGAUGGAUUCUAUUGAAGGACAUGCUUCUGCUUGGAGAGCACAAGAUGGAAGAUUCGUUCCCGUUGUCAAAGCCGGCAUUAAACGGUCUCUAUCCAAGGCCAACCUGGACACCCCUCAGAAAAACACAAAACAAACUGAAAGGGUGCUGCCGGCUACUGAACCGAGGAAGCGCACAUCGGUGAUGGAGAGCCUCGGACGAUUUUCUGCCAAGAGACUGGGCACCAAGGCUCCUAUUCGCGAAGACCAAGUCUCUGCCAAGGACGAGCAGCCUUCGCUUUCGGCCAAGAGAGUAAAGAAGAGCGCAGAGGACGAUGCUUCGACAACCCGCCCGGUGUCACGAGACAUGACGUCGAUUCCUCGCCCGGCAUCCAGCGUCAAGAAGCCUGCCACUUCCAGAAUUGCUCGACCCAGCCUUUCCCGCUUGAUGAGCCCGACAAAGUCAUCCAUCAGUCGCUUCACUAGUCCUGCAAAGUCCGAAGCGGUUCCUGCUGCUGUUACAUCAUUACCGCAGCCAAAUUUCAAACUGCAAGGAGAGGCCAAGGAGUCAAAGGGAUCCAAGGAGCCCAUGACUCUCAAGGAACUCAGGGAGUUGAUGGAGUCUAAGGAGCCAAAGGAGUCAAAGGGAGCCAAGGAACUCGCGAGACCCAAGGAGCCCAUGACUCUCAAGGAACUCAGGGAGUUGAUAGAGUCUAAGGAGCCCAAGGAUACCAAGAUAUCAAAGAUAUCUGAAGAAUCCGAAGAGCCUGAAGAAGCCGAGAAAGUUACCGACUCUGCCACAAAGCGAUCGGUGAUGAAGUCCGUCUUCGGAAGCAGCAUAUUCUCGCCUAGGAGACGGAGUGCUAUCCCGCAGCCAGUCAUCACCACUGCGCAGACGCCGCCGGCUUCCUCCCGCUUUUCCAAUCUGAACAUUACCCGACUUGCUGCCACUCAGCCCACGAAGAAGUCUGUUAAGCAUGUGACCUUCACACCAGAAGUCACAAGAACCAUUUUCGACCCAGACUCUCCAUCGCCUCACAAGUCGAACACUACCAAGAAGGCUUUGGAGCGCACCGAAGUCGAGAAAGCCUUGGAAGAAGCGAAAUCGUCGGGUGAUGUUGCUUAUCCCGAUUUGUCCAGCUACAAGCAUCUCCUUGACUCCAGCACUGAGGAGGUCAUCAAAUCUCCUUCCCCUUCAGUUCCAGGCAGAUUUACAUUCCGAAGCGAUCACACAAUCAAGUUUGCAAAUCCCUCGCCAUCCGGCUUUGGUGCCUCUCCUGGCCAGUCGAGCGUGCGACAUGUGCGCAAUUCUAUCAAAGCCACAUCGGAUAUGCCCGGCAGCUUCCCUGAUCCAGUUUCGCCGAGCUCUCACCCGAACAAAGAGAACACGGCGCCUUCUCCGGCCAAGGUGCUUCCAGGGGUUCCACACGGAAUGGCCAACAAGAAGCGUCAUCGCGCCAGCUCGGCCGAAGGAGACGCUGACAAGGAGGCAGCUGAUCGCGCUGGGAAGAAGGCCAAGAGUAGCCACGUUCCUGAGGGGCAGGCUUUGGUGGCUCCUCGUCUUCUGGGCAAAUCACCCUCCAUCUCCGCCAGCGCAAAGAAGGCCGCCGGCAAAACCCCAGUCCGUCCCAUUAUUCGAGCCGUUAGCUCAGCAUCACCUUCGAAGAAGAGACCAACACUGAGCAUGAGCCGCCUUAACAUGCUCGCCCGCCCAAAGAACCGCGGUUAG